Papaver somniferum (opium poppy) is the source of this 2469-nucleotide messenger RNA. RefSeq names its product ubiquitin carboxyl-terminal hydrolase 13-like. The transcript has 3 exons. Gene Ontology annotation, molecular function: cysteine-type endopeptidase activity; cysteine-type deubiquitinase activity. Gene Ontology annotation, cellular component: nucleus; cytosol. The record is from RefSeq and is a predicted model, not a curated record. Gene Ontology annotation, biological process: protein deubiquitination; regulation of protein stability. NCBI's taxonomy places the organism in Eukaryota, Viridiplantae, Streptophyta, Magnoliopsida, Ranunculales, Papaveraceae. The coding region runs from base 189 to 2414 and encodes 741 amino acids.
ACUCCAGCAGUCUAGUGAACUCAUUCACUUUCCUCUUUUCACCAUGAAAAAAUCUCUGUAAAAUCCUCCACUCCGACUCCAACUCCCCCACCAUCACCACCGCGACCAUCAUCGUUUGGGGUUAAUUCCUUUGUAAAGACUUGGAGAAAAUUCUCUUGCAAACUUGUCUUCUACCUUGCAAUUUCUACAUGACAUCCAUUGCUACUCCGUCAUUGUCUGAUCAGGAGGACGAUGAUAAGAUUUAUCAGGAGGAUGAUGAGAUUUCUGUCGAAGAGGAGGAUGAUGUUGAUGACAUGUUUGAUGAAUAUCAGGAUGGUAUAGAGAUGUUUGUUGAAGGUCCUCCACCAAAGAAAGUCGCACCAGCAGAAGAAAAGCGUUAUGUUGGUCUCAAGAAUCAGGGAGCAACAUGUUAUAUGAACUCUCUUCUCCAGACUCUAUAUCAUAUUCCUUAUUUCAGGAAGGCCGUGUACAAAAUGCCAACAACUGGGAAUGAGUUGGUAGCAGGAGAAAGCAUCCCUUUGGCUCUACAGAGUUUGUUUUAUAAGCUUCAGUACGGUAAAAAUAGCGUCGCCACAAAUGAGCUCACAAAAUCUUUCGGAUGGAAUACACAUUAUUCUUUCAUGCAAAGUGAUGUGCAGGAAUUUAAUAGGGUUCUGUGUGAAAAGCUUGAAGAUGAAAUGAAGGGAACUGUUGUGGAGGGUACGAUACAAGAGUUGUUCGAAGGUCACCAAAUGAGCUACAUUGAAUGCAUCGAUGUUGACUACAAAUCUACCAGAAAGGAGUCAUUUUAUGACCUUCAACUUGAUGUAAAAGGCUGUAGGGAUGUUUAUGCUUCUUUCGACAAGUAUGUGGAAGUGGAGCGUCUUGAAGGUGAUAACAAGUAUCAAACUGAUGAACGACAUGGUUUACAGGAUGCAAAGAAGGGUGUCCUUUUCACUGACUUCCCACCUGUUCUCCAGCUCCAGCUAAAACGGUAUGAAUACGAUUUCGUGCAGGACACUAUGGUAAAGAUAAAUGAUCUGUAUGAAUUUCCGUUGCAACUUGAUCUUGACAGGGAAGAUGGAAAAUACUUGUCUCUAGAUGCUGAUAGAAGUGUUCGCAAUCUUUACACACUUCAUAGUGUUUUGGUUCACAGUGGUGUGGGAAACGGUGGGCACUACUAUGCUUAUACAAGGCCAACACUGUCAGAGCAAUGGUUUAAAUUCACUGAUGAGCGGGUAACAAGAGAAUCUAUCAGGUGGGCAGUAGAGGAGCUAUACGGUGGGGAGGCAAGCAAUCCAAAUGCAUAUAUGCUCGUGUAUAUACGUGAAAGUGACAGAGAUGAAAUUAUGUGUAACGUGGAUGAGAUGGAUGUUGCUAAGCACCUGAGGGUUAGGUUUAGGAAAGAACAAAAAGAAAAGGAGGCUGAGGAACUUAAGAAGAUGGAAGAAGCAGAGGCUGCUCGAAUCAAGCACCUUACUGAACAGUUCAGGAGAGAUAUCGAUUUUGAUCUUGCUGAUCGCAACAGUGAUCAGAUUGUGCAUUUCCGAUCUUUGGAGAAGCCAAAUGAAGAUGAUUUUACCUUAGAGUUGUCAAUGGUAUUAACAUAUGAUGAAGUCACGGAAAGAGUUGCUCGCGAUCUUGGUUUGGAUGAUCCAACCAAGAUCAGACUUACCUCUCUUGACUGUGAUUUUCUACGACCUAUGCCCCAAGCUAUUAGGUACCGAGGUGUUGGUCACUUGUCUGAGAUGUUUACUCGCUACAACCGGUCAGCUAAAGUUUUGUAUUACGAAGUUUUGGACAUCCCUUUACCUGUGUUGCAAUGUCUGAAAUGUCUAAAGGUGGUAUUCUGUCAUGCAACAAAAGACGAUAAGGUGGUUUAUUGUAUUAGACUUCCAAAACAAAGUACAGUUGGUGACUUGAUUAAUGAUCUGAAGACAAAGGUAGUAGAGCUGUCUCAUCCCGGUGCAGAACUUAGAUUGCUGGAAGUUUUCAUGCACAGGAUUCAUAUGAUUUUUCCGCUUAGUGAGGAGAUUGAGAAAAUUAAUGAUCAAGACGGGGGUUUCUUGACUCUACGGGCAGAGGAGAUCCUUGAGGAGGAGAAGAACUUGGGUCCUCAGGAUCGCUUGCUUCCUGUUUCUCACUUCUCAAAAGAAGAAGCAUAUUCAAGACGUAGAUAUUUUGGGGAACCAUUUUUCUUGGUCAUCCAUGAAGGGGAGACUUUAGAUGCAGUCAAAUUGCGCAUACAGAAGAAAUUGCAGGUUCCUGAUGAGGAGUUCGCUAAGUUGAAGUUCGGAAUUUGGUCACUCGUAGAUCAAUUCGAGUAUCUUCGGGACUCGGAUAUAGUGUCCAGCCAUUUAUAUAGAAUAGACUGUGGACCUGGGGCGCUGUACCUUGGCUUGGAUCAUUCUGAUUGUUCCCCAAAAACCACAUAGAAUCUGGUAGCUGAUUUGGGCUUUAAAAAAAUAAAAAAAUAAAAUGAAACGUCGC